Messenger RNA from Diospyros lotus (date-plum), 1117 nucleotides. RefSeq lists its product as uncharacterized. The record is from RefSeq and is a predicted model, not a curated record. The transcript is spliced from 2 exons. Gene Ontology annotation, biological process: intracellular protein transport; endoplasmic reticulum to Golgi vesicle-mediated transport. NCBI's taxonomy places the organism in Eukaryota, Viridiplantae, Streptophyta, Magnoliopsida, Ericales, Ebenaceae. Bases 120 to 758 code for a protein of 212 amino acids. Gene Ontology annotation, cellular component: endoplasmic reticulum membrane; endoplasmic reticulum.
AUGACACAACGCCCGCCUCUGUCUCCCUCAUAAAAUCUCUCUCUUGUCUUCUCCAAUUCCAAAGCCAAAAACCCUUCUCUCUCUCCCUCUCUCUCUAUACCGACACGCGCGCGCGGAAGAUGUUUCAACUAUUAUUCGCCGCGAUUUUGGGGGAAAUGGCGGUGAUUCUGAUCCUGCUCUUCAAGACGCCUCUCAGAAAGCUCGUGCUCAUGGGCUUGGACCGCCUCAAGAGAGGCACCGGCCCUCUCGUCGUCAAGACCAUCGCCGGCGUCAUCUUCGUUAUCAUGUCCAUCACUGCUUACACCGUCACCGAAAUCCAGAACCGUCCAAUUGAUUCCCGUAAUCCGACGGACCAGAUUCUGCUCGCCAGGCACAUGCUCGAGGCCACUCUAAUGGGGUUCUUGCUAUUUCUCUUGCUGAUGAUUGAUAGACUGCACCACUACAUCAGAGAACUCCGUUUGCUCAGGAAGACUACAGAGGCUGCUAAGAAGCAAAACCGAGGCACUGAUGAUGGAAAAAGCGCCUUUACAGAGGAGAUCUCUAAGCUCAGAGCGAAGAUCAAGCAUCUGGAAUUCGAACGGGAGGAGAAAUCAAAAAGGGUGAAGGCUGCAGAAGCCGAUGUAGAGACUCUAAAAGGUCAGUCCCAGGGAUUUCAACUGAAGCACGACCAGAUGCUGGAGGAGAACCGAAACCUCCAAGAUCUGCUGCGGUCAACUGAGCGAAGCUUGUCUCAUUCUGAUGGCAAGAAGAACACUUGAAGGGAACAAGAGCUUGCUAUAUGUUUUUGGUUAAAAUGAUAGGUACCGGAAGUGGAAGAUAUGGUUCAUGUAAAGUAAAUUGUCAGCUAUCUGAAAGGGUCUUUCGGCUAUUAUAUGUGCUGGCCAUGUUUGGGAUGGUAGAGCCCCUAGAACAUGUCAAGAUUUUAUUACAUGGGUCGCAAGUAUUUAUGUUAUUUGACGGAAGAGUUCUGUGCCAGCUGUUGACUGUCUAAAAUAAUCUUUCUCCAUUGUUCAUGUAUUAUUCAGUGGGAGAUUUGAGGACAACAAAGGGUGGGCUUUACUUGGUCUUGCCGUUUUUAAGAUCAAUUUUUGAUAUGGAAGGCCACCAUUUGUGAAUC